AUGUCUGAGGAAGAGAGAGAACUCCUGGCCCGCAUCAGUCAAGUUGCAGGCCAGAUCAACCGCCACAAGAGCCAGCAAUCAGGCCCUCGACCUAUCGCGAAUCAUCACCCGGCCCAUCAUCGUCAAAACUCGUAUCGACAUGCUAGUUCGCCGUAUCCGCCUCGUCACAAUAGAAUCGGACGACCGCCUGCGACGCACCAUCAUCGAACGCUCAACCUAAACAGCGAAAACUCGACGACUUCACGUUCUGCUAGCAGUGGUGCUGAAACACCUCCCGGCUGGAUUUCAAGGACUGAUCGCCACCGUCAACUCAUCAACGUAAACGUAUACGAAAAAGAUACGCAGAACCGAGCGAAAGCGAUUGAAGAGACGCGCCAGAGAAAACUCAACGGACACAGAUACCGCGAGAAAGCGAAGUUCAGCGAGUUCUUGAAACACCAAACUGCCGCCUCCAGCGCGCAGACUAACCCCGCAGGCCGCAACGAACUCACAAUCGAAGGCGUCCAAUUCCGUGUUAUGGACGGUGGCAAGAAGCUUGUCAAGAUUCCUGGUGCGUGCAAACUCGAGGGUUCUGUCACCACUUGUGCCUUACCUGUCGCAGAUGCACCCAACUCCUCCUCUCGAACCCCCAAGACGGCUAUUGUUGCUGGAGUCAAGUUUUACCGAACAAAGACAGGAAACCUCGUAGCAAACCGAUUUGUCAACGACCAGCGGCGAUCCGGCGCGGUCAAGAAGAUUAACGAACUUUGCAAAAUCUUCUCAACGACUGGUUCAUGCACCAAAGGUCCACGGUGCCGAUUCAUCCACAAUCCAGACAAGGUUGCGCUCUGUAAAGAUAUUUUAAAAGAUGGGCAAUGCGUCAACGGCGAGUCUUGCGAUCUCUCCCAUGACAUGACUCCUGAACGCACCCCCAACUGCUUGCAUUUUGCCAAGGGCCACUGCGCCAAGGCUGACUGUCCCUAUACUCACUCCCAAGCCUCCCCAGCAGCCCCAGUAUGCCGAAGCUUUGGCUUCAACGGGUAUUGCGAGAAGGGGGCAGACUGUACUGAACGCCACGUUUUUGAGUGUCCUGACUUUAGCAAUACAGGGCGAUGUAAGGUCAAGGGAUGCAAACUCCCACAUCGUGAAAGGGCAAGCGUCCUCCGAAACAAGACCAAGGCCGACGGCGAGCCUCUUGGAGAUAUUUCCAGUGACGACGAGGCUGCGGAUUCUGAUGAUGUUGAUUCAGAUGAAGUUGCCGAGUUUAUUGACGCAGAUUCGGACCUUUCCGAUUUUGAGGAACAGAAAGACUUCCUGUCGAUCUAG
Fusarium sp. VM40 is the source of this 1305-nucleotide messenger RNA. NCBI's taxonomy places the organism in Eukaryota, Fungi, Ascomycota, Sordariomycetes, Hypocreales, Nectriaceae. The record is from the annotation of a GenBank genome assembly.